AUCUUUCAUCACCACAGAAAGACUGAAACGAGGGGAAUAUCACAAGAUGCGUUCGGCAGGUCAUGGCCAGCAUCCAAUGACACUUGGGAGCACACUGCAAGACAAUGCUGAUUCUGACAGCGAAGCCGAGCUGGACAAUGGCCACAGGGAAACCUCGAGCCACACUAAACCGAUGCCGAUGCACCGAAGACAGCUGAUACAGACCAAGUGGCCAGCACUGGAUCUUCUCCGCAAGCACUCUAAAACAGUGGCCCCAAAUGAGAAGGACUCCGAGCAUUCCGUGCAGGUUGCACGUAAACCGCCGCGCCGUAGCGCAGGAGGCGCGGAGACCCGUCAAAAGCUAAGCCAAUGGCGAGCACCCUACUUCAAAGGGAAUUACGUGCAUGUUGGUGAAGCACUGGGGCAACAUGUUGAGCGCAGUCUCUAUGAGUUCGGAAAAGCCGGUGCCACCGCUAGCACAGAGCGCAUCCUUGACUCUAAUGGCAGUACACCGUCUGGGUUGGAGAGAGAUCCGGACAUGAUUGGCGAUGAUGUGGAGGGCGAAGGACUGCGACUGCAAGGUGGUAUAAAACAUGGCCAUGUCUUCAAAAACAGGGCUCUGUCAUGUCAUCGGAGAGCAGUAUCUGCACCAACAAUUUCGACUUGCCUGGGUGUUUGCUCAGCGUCAAGUGUCGGUCAAGGCACACGCACAGGGCGACCAGCUCGACUGACAUCAUCAUCCUGUGUUGAUGCCUACAAACAGAAGCCACUACAAUCUUCAGUAGAUAGCAGAGCAUCUGGAAAGGGUAGCCUUCGUGUCGAGUGGCGCAAAGUUUGUAAAAAGGUGCCGGAAGAAGAAAGAGAGCGUGAUCCUCCCAAAGAGAUGUGGGCCGAUAAGCGGCAGACAAGUUCUGCAAAGACUUCCAUGGAGACUAGCCCUAACAACAACCAGUUGCAUAGGAAGGCCAUCAUCGACCACCCAUCCAUACCGGAGGUGCCCAUUUUUUCCGCUCACAGAACAGAUGCUAUCAGCACCACCGAUGAGAAGGAUCAAGGAAUUGAUCACUUCUACCCCAAGACUCAGUUAUCCGCUGCCCAUCAGGGUUUCCGCGUUCGCAACCAACCACGCCCCUUCAAAACAGGACUACGCCCGAGGCAGCUUCCGGGACAUUCUUAUCAGGCACCGGAGAAGGCUCUGCCAAGUGUCCAAGUUCAGGCAUUCAGACGUCCCAAGAAACCCAGCAUUACUAGUGGCUUCACCCCACCAGUUGUUUCACAUGUGCCAGAGCCGGUGUUCGUUGACGUGUCUGGCCUUCGAGCACCGCAUUCCAGUCCACGGAUCAGCAAAGCCCCCACGAAGUCCGCACUACACUCAUUCAGAUCCUAACGUUGCAUAGCCAUGAAACGAUAAAUAUGACUGCAAAUUCUGUUCCUAUCCUUGAAGUCACAUCCAUUUUCACCUGGUAAACCCGGCUUUGUUUUCAUCUAAAUACGAUUUAAAUACGUUAAUCUGGCCAUAUGUCUACCUCAGAUAAUAUUUAAAUGAAAUAUUCACAAGCAGUGAAUGGCUGAAAUUGUCUAUUUGUGUCACCAAGCAAAUCAGUUGUGAAUCUGUGCUCAUCUAGACUAUAGUUUGUGAGUGAAGUGGUUCCAUCUGAGAAUUUGUAAUCGAUGUUCUGCACUUCUAAGUCUGUGGGAAUUGAGGCAAUCAGCAAAACGGAAACAUCUUUCA
Messenger RNA from Sycon ciliatum, 1711 nucleotides. RefSeq lists its product as uncharacterized. The transcript is spliced from 5 exons. Bases 47 to 1366 code for a protein of 439 amino acids. NCBI's taxonomy places the organism in Eukaryota, Metazoa, Porifera, Calcarea, Leucosolenida, Sycettidae. The record is from RefSeq and is a predicted model, not a curated record.